AUGUUGAUAUCAACUGUAUAACUAUUUUAUGGUAACAUUUCGAAGCAUUUUUUUAACUCUGGAUCAACAAAAGUAGAAUUUUAUACUUAAGUGUAGUAGUCUUCUGUACCAAAGAAAUUUUUCAUAACUGUUGUGAAUUCUCCAAGUGAUUUUAAGUUAACAUGUUAAGUUGACCAAACAAGUCCAUCGAUCAUAGGAAAAAGUUCCUUAAUUUAUUAAGGAUUUGAUUAGCUUUAGCAGAUAUGCUAAGAGCGUGAAAGAAUGAUAUCACAAUAACGGUUAAGCAUUUCUAAACCCUUUAUGUAAUUUCUAUCUUAAGCUAUGGAAAUCAUUUUAUGUAAUUCCUAUUCCCUAUUUCGCUAAGGUGAUCUGAUCAUAUUCAAUAGAUCUUUACAUUUAGCAUUAACUUCUGCCUGCUUUCUAGAUAUGUUAAUGUCAAAAUAGCCCUUAAGUUUCAUGCACAUGCAUUCAAACUAUAUUUUUGUUAUAGGAACUUUUGCUGGCGCCUUCUUGCCUUUCUAUUGA
This is a messenger RNA of Tetrahymena thermophila SB210, 525 nucleotides long. Its product is annotated as transmembrane protein, putative. The transcript has a single exon. Lineage: Eukaryota; Ciliophora; Oligohymenophorea; Hymenostomatida; Tetrahymenidae. The record is from RefSeq and is a predicted model, not a curated record.